This is a messenger RNA of Geosmithia morbida, 2268 nucleotides long. RefSeq names its product C6 zinc finger protein. The record is from RefSeq and is a predicted model, not a curated record. NCBI's taxonomy places the organism in Eukaryota, Fungi, Ascomycota, Sordariomycetes, Hypocreales, Bionectriaceae. Gene Ontology annotation, molecular function: DNA-binding transcription factor activity, RNA polymerase II-specific; zinc ion binding; DNA binding. The transcript has a single exon. Bases 1 to 2268 code for a protein of 755 amino acids. Gene Ontology annotation, biological process: regulation of DNA-templated transcription; DNA-templated transcription.
AUGACCCAAGCCGUCAAGAGGGCUUGCGAUGCCUGCCAUCGUCGCAAGGUCAAGUGUGACGGAAUCAACCCUUGCCGCAACUGCAACCAGGCCAGCCUGUCGUGCACCUACAACGCCGUCCCUCAGAAAAAGGGUCCCAAGGGCUCGCGAGCCAAGGUCAUCAGCGAGCUGAGGGAGACGCAGCGCCAGACGAGCCUCCUGGCCAAAGUUCAGAGCCGACUACAGGAUGUUUCGUGCCCGCCGCCUACGACACUCACUCCCACUCCUGGACUGCUGACCGGCGACAUCAUCAAGGAAUGUCUCAACUUCUACUUCGAGAACAUGUAUGCCCAACUGCCCAUUCUCGACCGUAUGCAGAUCGAGCAGCAACUUCUCUACAUGGACCAUAACCGUGACUUUUACUGUCUCAUCACGUCGCUGUGCGCCUUCGUCAUUCUACAGCCUGGCAUGGUGAUGCCCUCGGGCGACCUGUACAGCCUCAACAUGAUGCCCGGCGCCAAUAUCAUCUCCAGCCAGCUCCUUGUCGAGGAGGCCGUUCGUGUUCGCAAGGGGUACGAGUACCUCGACGCCAUCACACACAACACAGUCGCAACUAGCUUCUUCCUCUUCGGCUGCCACUACGCCCAGGAGAUGCACGACCGCGCUUGGUACCACCUCCGCGAGGCCACAACCAUGGUCCACCUGGCUGGCAUGCACAAGGAGGAGCACUACCUCCAAAUGGAAUCUGCUGAAGCCACUCGCCGUCGCCGCCUCUUCUGGCUUCUCUACGCCACCGAGAGGGCCUACGCUCUCCAGCGCAAUCGUCCCCUGACUCUCCAGCCCACAAUCAACCUGCCUACCGCUAGGGACGACCCCUCGGACCCCCUGGCCCACCAGCUCAACCCCUUCGUCCUCCUCGUCAGCCUAUUCAAGCCCUUUGACGAGUCUCUGGUCGCCACAUGGAACAAGGCCCGUAGCAGUCUGGCCCCGUCCCACAUUGCCAGCCUCCGAAAACAGCUCAACGAGAUGGCCCAGUCCUACAUAUGCCAGGACUCGAGCUUUUCCGACUACCACACCAACCAGCAGUGGCUCAAGAGCACCGUCUGGCAGCUCACGAAUGGAUCUGUCAACGAUGACGCCAUGUCCUUUCAAUACUCCGGCAGCAACAUGCCCCGCGACCUGCUCAUGGCCAUGGCCUCGCAGUUUCAGGGACACGGUCUCGAGCUUCUUAACUCUGGCCUGAUCGAGAGACUCAUGGAAGUCACCCACCUCAUGAUAGAGUUCUUAUCUAUGCAGCCCGACUCUCCCGUCUCCUACAGACCUGGCCCCCGUAGCCACAUGAACGAGCUCCUCAAUAUGGUGGCUAUGUCGCGCAACGGCGACCACCGCUUCCUGCCCGCCCUCAUGAGCAAGACUGCCGAGCUGCUCCCCAGCCUCGUCAACCCGAUGCUUCAGAACGCCCCAGAUAAUCCCAAGAUGGCCAACAUUGACAUCUUUGACGGCUUCGGUACCGCGGGCAUGGCUCAGCCCCCGCCUCAGAUGCAGAUGGCCAUGGACACGACCGACUACGACCGCAAGUUCCCCGUUGAGGAGUACGAUGCCGAGUACACCGCCGCCAUGGAUAUGAAUGGCUCCACACCCGAGUCGCAGACGACCAGUUCGAACCAUUCGACCUCGACAGUUCCCACGACGCAUCAGGCCGCGCACCCGCAGCCGCCGCCGUCAGCCUCGGACAUCAACAGCUCUUUUGGUUCCCCUGGCAUCAUGUCUCCGGGUAUGGACUACCCCGCAGGAAUGGGCGGAUUCACAAUGCCCGACAUCGUCAUGAGCCCGAUGGCCCACGCCACCCACCACCAUCAUCAAUCAACGCCGCCCUUGGGUCACGUCCAACCUCCACCUACCCAAACCCAGCAGCAGCAGCAGCAGCAGCAACCACCUACCACUGCACCACGGAUGAGCCAUGACCCUUCAAAUAACAUGAGUCAACCGCCUCCACCGCAACAGACCCCGCAACAACCACCGCAGCACAUGAACGCCAUGUCCAUCAACGCCGCCACCGUGCCAGCAUCACACCCCAUCAUGCGAACACAGCAGCAGCAGCAGCAGCAGUCACAAAUACCACCGCCACUACAGCAACGUCAAACAACAUUCCAGUUACAAUCGUCACCUACCCCUCAGCAGAUGCGCGCAGUGAACGAUUUUCAAAGUCUACAGAGGCCACCGGAGGCGUCACGACCAAUAGUCAACAUGCCUAUGACUGGGGAGAUUGAUUUCAGCGCAUUACAGUAA